AUAUACCUGGGAUUAUAUAGAUGGUGAAGAUGAAGCAAAAAGCAAUAGCGUUGGAUUCCUGGAACAGUUAAUGAGCAAUGACCAUCUUGAAAACUACGAUAAUGAAGAGAUGAACUUAAUUGAGGCAACUACUGUUUAUCAAUCAACUCCCAAGCGCCAGUCUACUAAACAAGAUUAUGACAUUGAAAAAGAUAUACCAGAGCUUCAAAGUAUAUCAUCAAUUCUCAAGCAUAACUCCGAUGAGUCACCAAAAUCAAUGAAUGCACAAAAUAAGGAAAUCCAAGAUUAUGAAGAGAGUGAUGAAUUAGAGAUUCUUCAGCUUGGACUUGGGGGGCUAGACCCACAUUCUAUUGUUUUGGUUGAAACCAGGGGAUUCCCUCAUGGAGCAAUCAAAAGUCCAGAUACUACAGAUGAAACAAAUUCGACUAGAAUACUCUGUACUGACAUUGACAAUGAUGAUCUUGGUGUAAAUUUGUUGAACUCUUCAAGUAGUUCAACUCAAAGUAACAUAGACUCUCUUGAACAAUCUAUGGUUAAAUCAUGUAUUGUUACUGAAAGUGAAACUACUCCAAAUGAUGUACCUGUAGGUGUAUGUAAAGAAAAUGUGCCUAGUCAAUUUGGUUUACACAAAUAUUUUCCACCUACACUUAUAUGUACGCAUCCAUCACCAUAUGUAGGUAAGGAUGAUGAUAAGAACAAACUGGCUCAAAUAAGCAAUGACAUACUUACUAAGCUAGGUCGUCAAAAUCAUAAUGGUCAUCCAAAAAUUCUCUUUGGAGCUGAUAACAAAGUCAAUGCAAAUAUGUUAGAUCUCAUACAUGAUCCUGUUAAUUGUGAUUUUGAAAUAUUCCUCCCGGAGGUCCCAUGCCUGCAUUUGAGAAAAUCCAUGAUCAAUACAACCUUAAAUGCAUAUCAAAAUGCGGGUCUAAUCCAAAUAUUGAGGUACAUGAAGGAAGAUGACAAAUGUGACUGGCGAAAACUUCUUGGGGGAGAACAAAUAGAUAUGGGGACCAAGGUAACCAAACGCAUUGCAGAUUCUCUUCAUAUUGCUUCCAUGAUUUCAUUCAUGGAGUACUUACCACCAGAUGAAGCACACAACCUCUUCCAGGACCUUACAAAGAAUGAAGGCCCUAAAAUGCCUCUAUUUGGAACACAAGAUAUCAGAAGUUCAUAG
Owenia fusiformis is the source of this 1174-nucleotide messenger RNA. The record is from the annotation of a GenBank genome assembly. NCBI's taxonomy places the organism in Eukaryota, Metazoa, Annelida, Polychaeta, Sabellida, Oweniidae.